CAAUUGUUCUUCUGGAGGUUAUAAUGGUACAAAUAAUCUCAAACCCGAAUACUACAAUGCAUUUGCCAAGUACCUAACUGACGUUGUUGAUUGGUACAGCAAACAAGAAAUUACUUUCAGAACUCUAGAGCCAUUUAAUGAACCUUCUAGUAAAGAUUUUUGGCAAGAAUAUGACCUUUCAAACAAGACAUCCAUUUCAGCCGUAGAUGAAAAUAAAUUCAAUCAAGAAGUUUCCACCAUAGAAUGCAUCGAUGAUGAUGCUAAAUCAUAUGUUAGUCAGUACAAUACUCAUGCUUAUAGGGGAAAUCAAAGACUAAAGCUCUUAAAUAUUUCAAAACAAGAUAGAAAGAAACUUUGGAUGAGCGAAGU
Racocetra fulgida is the source of this 369-nucleotide messenger RNA. The record is from the annotation of a GenBank genome assembly. Lineage: Eukaryota; Fungi; Glomeromycota; Glomeromycetes; Diversisporales; Gigasporaceae.